AUGGCCCCGGUCCCCGCCUGCGAGCGGACAGAGAGCGUGGUUAGCGGCGAGCCCCGCGAGAGGCGCUCCCGACCCAGCCCGUGCUCUUCUGACUCUCCCGCUUCGGAACUUCCCAGCAUCCAGAGGAGGGACCCAAGGCAAGAGAUCACCUCCCGGCGGAGCGGGGGAGGGACAUCUCCUCCCCCCGUCGCCCAGCUUGUCCCCGGCUCCCCUCCGCCGGGGACUAGGCGGCGGCGGCGGCCCGCGAAGGUGGUCUCCCUUUACUGCAAGGACAAAUCCGUUGACGCGCCGCUCCCUCGGCGGGGGUGGUUGCUGGUGAUGUUGCAGAUCAAAGCAGGUAUGGCAGCAGGGAGCAGGAGCUUUCCAGUGGAACACGUCACAAUGGGGAUCUCCUCCAACAAAUGCUACGUGGUUCUCUGUGGGGAAUUUCUGAUCCAGAUGGGGCAGCCACCUGGAGGAUUACAGGAAACCCAGCGCCUGCUGGCAGAACCGGUCCCUGGGAUAAAAGCGGAGCCAGAUGAAAGCAACGCACGUUAUUUUCACGUGGUCAUUGCAGGUCCACAGGAUUCCCCCUUUGAGGGUGGGACAUUUAAACUUGAACUAUUCCUUCCAGAAGAAUAUCCAAUGGCAGCUCCUAAAGUACGUUUCAUGACCAAAAUUUAUCAUCCUAAUGUAGACAAGCUGGGAAGAAUAUGUUUAGAUAUUUUGAAAGAUAAAUGGUCCCCAGCUUUGCAGAUUCGUACAGUUCUGCUAUCAAUCCAGGCUUUGUUAAGCGCUCCCAAUCCAGAUGAUCCACUAGCAAAUGAUGUAGCUGAGCAAUGGAAGACCAAUGAAGCCCAAGCCAUAGAAACAGCCAGAGCAUGGACUAGGCUAUAUGCCAUGAACAAUAUUUAAAUGCGCUUUGAACAUCAAGUGUGCAUCACUUCUCCUGUUCUGCCAAGACCUCUUCCUUUUUUGUUUGCAUUUAAUGGACACAGUCUUAGAAACAUUACAGAAUAAAAGCCCAGACAUCUUCAGUCCCUUGGUGAUUAAAUGCACAUUAGCAAAUCUGUGUCUUGUCCUAAUUCACUAUUGUACCGCAUGAGCAGAGGCUAGAAGUAUCAUCUGGAUUGUUGUGAAAUUGUUUGAAAGCAGCAGCACAUCUCUGCUUUUAAUCAUUUUUCCCAUCAUGGUUUAAGUAUAAGCACUGUGAAUGAAGGUAGGCAGGGUUAGCUGUGGGGCUUUUGUUUUAAUUUUGUGGGCUCCUCCUCCCUUUUUAUGGUGAUGCUAAUCGCAUUGGUAAAAGCAGCUAACCAGUUAUACUUUAGAAUAUACCCUCUAGCCCAGUCUAACGUAGACGCUGUAGAUGGACAAGCUUCAUUGUUUGAACAAAAAAUGGGAACAUUAAACAUCCAUCACCUUCACUAAUAAUAUUGUGAUUCUGCUGUCAAGUGUAGAGAAAUCCCUCCAAGAAAAAGCUUGUGACCAUUUUGUAUGGCUUGUCUGGAAAAUCUCCUGUAAAUCUUAUGUUUUAGUAAAAUAUUUUUUGUUAUUCUACUUUGCCUUUGUACAGUUUAUUUUGCUGUGUUUUCAUUUCUCUAAUGUGACAAUCGUAUUUAAAGAAAAAAAAAUGAAACCAGAAUUGACAAUUUGUCUUCACCAGUCUGACCGAUUAAACAGUAAAGAGGUGGAAUUCACAAGA
Molecule: messenger RNA, 1681 nt
Organism: Columba livia (rock pigeon)
Lineage: Eukaryota; Metazoa; Chordata; Aves; Columbiformes; Columbidae
Gene: UBE2N
Product: ubiquitin conjugating enzyme E2 N
Exons: 6
Coding region: 1-894 (297 amino acids)
Biological process (GO): protein K63-linked ubiquitination; DNA damage tolerance
Cellular component (GO): nucleus
Molecular function (GO): ubiquitin conjugating enzyme activity
Source: RefSeq, a predicted model, not a curated record